Messenger RNA from Ceratina calcarata, 1737 nucleotides. RefSeq names its product cytochrome P450 6B1-like. The transcript has 5 exons. The record is from RefSeq and is a predicted model, not a curated record. Bases 184 to 1662 code for a protein of 492 amino acids. NCBI's taxonomy places the organism in Eukaryota, Metazoa, Arthropoda, Insecta, Hymenoptera, Apidae. Gene Ontology annotation, molecular function: monooxygenase activity; oxidoreductase activity, acting on paired donors, with incorporation or reduction of molecular oxygen; heme binding.
CUAUUGCAGUUCAAUUGUCACUUCGCAUACGGUUCGUCACGAGUCUGAGUAAAGAAACAACUGCAAAAUUGUUAUUUUACUGUACAUACGUCUGCAAUCGUUUAGUAAACUCUUCUAAUUAUCAAACUUCCGAUAAAUAGACGAUCUAUUCCUUAAAUUCUAACAAUCGCAAAUUGCAAAACGAUGGGCUAUCUCGAAAUCUGCUUGGUCGUUGUACUAAUCGCCGCCUGGUACUACUGGACGUGUUUCCAUUUUUGGAAAAGACGUGGGGUGGUUGGGCCGCGACCAGCCCCGAUAUUUGGUAACGGCAAGGACCUGAUGUUUGGAAAAAUAUCCUUGGCCGAGUAUGCGCAUCAACUUUAUACCCGUUAUCGAAACGAGGAGAUGGUCGGCCUCUAUUUGCCUUCGCCUGCUCUUCUUCUGAUAGAUACAGAGAGAAUCAGGGAAGUUCUAAUCAAAAACUUUUCUAGCUUCAUGGACAGAGGCAUUGGCGUCUACGAAAAGACGGACCCAACAACAAUGAACCUGGUAAACCUGGAGCCGGAGAGGUGGCGACCAUUGCGAAUAAAACUGAAUACAGCAUUCACUACCGGUAAAAUGAAGCAGAUGUUUCCUCUGAUUCUGGAAUGCAAUCAAAUGUUUGAGAAACGCUUGUCAAAAAGUGUGGACAAGGGAGAACCAAUAGACGUGAGGGCACUCUCUGCGAGAUACACGAUGGACGUGAUAUGCUCCUGUGCGUUUGGGAUGGACAUCCAGGCGCUUGACGACAUGAUUGUGGGUAUACUCAGGGGGUCGACGAACUUCAACCUCGAAUGGCACAUCAGGCACAAGAUGAGAAUCUUCGCGCCAUGGCUGUACAACCUCAUGGGUUACGUCGUAAGCGAGAAAGUGCUUUCGCCGUUUUUCUUGAGAAUUUUAAAGGACACCGCCAAACUUAGGGAAGAAAACAAUAUGCAUAUGACGGAUCUGCUUCAGGUGAUUUUAGACAUCAGGAAGCAUCCCGAAAGUAUGUCAGAUAUCCAAAUAUCCGAUGAGCUCCUUAGUGCCCAAGUAUGUAUGUUUAUGAUCGUCGGCUACGAAACGUCCGCAACUACAAUGGGCAACGCCAUGUACGAGUUGGCGCGCAACCAUGAGAUUCAGGAUAAACUGCGCGCAGAGAUCAGAGAAUAUUAUGCGAAAUCCAAUGGAAAUUUGGAGUACGAGGAUGUAAAGAAACUGAAGUACCUCGAUCAAGUAUACCAAGAGACACUGAGAAUGUAUCCAGUGUUAAACACUAUACAGAGAAAAUCAGUCACCGAUUAUACCUUCAAAAAUAGUAAUAUCACCAUACCUAAGGGCACUAUCAUACACAUACCGUAUUACUCGAUUCAACGAGAUCCGGCCUACUACCCAGAUCCGGACAAAUUCGAUCCUGAGCGAUUCAGUGACGAAGCGGUCACCUCUAGAAAUUCAAUGCAUUUCAUAGCGUUCGGUGACGGCCCCAGGAAUUGCAUUGGCAAGCGGUUUGCUACAUACGAAACGAAACUCGGACUGAUCACGUUUUUCCGCAAUUACAAAGUGGACGUUUGCGAAAAAACGACAUCCUACAAAUUUGACCCAAAUCACGUGUUACUGGCACCAAUUGGAGGUAUACAUUUGAAAGUGACGAGAGUGGAAUAUUAGCCAGUUACAGUACAGUAGUAAAAAGGAAUAGUAGAAUAAUGUAGUAAUGAAUAAACUAGUAGAAUAAUAUAGUAA